Necator americanus (New World hookworm) is the source of this 225-nucleotide messenger RNA. RefSeq lists its product as uncharacterized. The transcript has a single exon. The record is from RefSeq and is a predicted model, not a curated record. NCBI's taxonomy places the organism in Eukaryota, Metazoa, Nematoda, Chromadorea, Rhabditida, Ancylostomatidae. Bases 1 to 225 code for a protein of 74 amino acids.
AUGAGACCUCUGUGUACGGAAACUCUAGAGCUGAUACGUCAGCAUGGAGCUGCACGAACCGUAGGCAACCAACCACUCAUGUCCGAGCUCGCAAAGCUUUGCAGAAAGUCGAUAAAGAAAGACCUCAAAGAGAGAAGAGCAGAAGUGUUGGCUAAAGCUACAGAGGUCGGAAAAAAAACUUUGGCUACGCCUGUGGAGAAUUCACCAAUUGAAAGACGAGGAUGA